ACAGGGGGCGUCAACAUGGCGUACUGACGACGACUGCAGCCUGCCAGAGAGAGAGACGAGAGGCGAUACGAAGAAGAGGGUACCAUUCUGCCGAGCGUCAAGAUAACUUGUCUUUUAUUUAUGCAUUCUUUCGCAUCAUCGGGAGAAUAGGGUGCGAUUCGAAGAACAGGAGAGGAAAACUGCCCCUUUCUUUUUGAUAUUCCUUAAUAUCCCCCCUUUCCCCCAGCCUCUCCGUAGUGUAUUUCAUGCAGCAGAAGGACUGACUGUUGAGAGCAGGUGUGUGAGUGUGUGUGUGAGAGAGAGACCCCAGCGGCCGCUCCUCUCUCCGUCCUCUCCAGUGUCCAAAGAGGAAAUGUCGAGCGAGAAGCCGGGAUCUGCAACUCCACUUUCGGAUCCAGACCGAACCGCUCAUCCCCCGGGCCCCGGCCAACCCCAGGUCGUUACGGGCGCUGGCUCUGCUCCCAUCGGGGACAGGAUGGUCUCUGGAUCCGGCUCCAUGGUGCUCCCGGCCGUACCGAUCAGGAAUAUCCAAAUGAAAUUCGCCGUACUGGUCGGCCUCAUUCAGGUUGGCGAGGUUAGCAACCGGGACAUCGUCGAAACGGUUCUCAACCUGCUGGUGGGAGGUGAGUUUGACCUAGAGAUGAACUUCAUCAUUCAGGACAGUGAGAGUAUCGGCUGUAUGGUCGACCUACUGUCUCACUGCGAAGUCACCUGCCAAGCUGAGGUGUGGUCCAUGUUCACAGCCAUCCUGAGGAAGAGUGUGAGGAACCUUCAGACCAGCACAGAGGUGGGCCUCAUACAACAGGUCCUGUCCAAGAUGAGCUCUGUGGACGACAUGAUCGCAGAUCUGCUAGUGGAUAUGCUGGGGGUGAUGGCCAGCUACAGUAUCACAGUGAAGGAGCUGAAGCUUCUAUUCAGUAUGCUGAGGGGAGACAACAGUAUCUGGCCUAGACAUUCUAUCAUCAAGUUGUUGUCUGUGUUGAACCAGAUGCCUCAGAGACACGGUCCAGACACCUUCUUCAACUUCCCACACACACAGACGCAGUGCAGCAGGGCUGAUGCUGUGUUCUGUCUCCUCCCCCAGGCCAUAGCGUUGCCUCCCAUCGCUAAGUGGCCUUACCAGAACGGCUUCACUCUCAACACCUGGUUCAGACAAGAUCCCCUCAACAACAUCAACGUAGACAAGGACAAACCAUACCUCUACUGUUUUCGGACCAGUAAAGGUGUUGGUUACUCAGCUCACUUUGUGGGGAACUGUCUGAUCGUGACAUCACUCAAGUCCAAGGGGAAAGGCUUCCAACACUGUGUGAAGUAUGACUUUCAACCCCGCAAGUGGUACAUGAUCAGCAUCGUCCACAUCUAUAAUCGCUGGAGGAACAGUGAGAUUCGUUGCUAUGUCAACGGUCAGCUGGUCUCCUAUGGCGACAUGGCCUGGCACGUCAACACCAAUGACAGUUAUGAUAAGUGUUUUCUAGGUUCGUCAGAGACGGCAGAUGCUAACAGGGUGUUCUGUGGUCAGCUGGGGGCCAUCUACGUGUUCAGUGAGGCUCUCAACCCCGCUCAGAUCUUCGCCAUACAUCAACUGGGUCCGGGCUACAAGAGCACCUUUAAGUUUAAGUCGGAGAGUGACAUCCACCUGGCCGAGCACCAUAAGCAGGUCCUGUAUGACGGGAAGCAGGCCAGCUCCAUCUCUUUCACCUACAACGCCAAGGCCACCGACGCACAGCUUUGUCUGGAGUCAUCGCCCAGAGAGAACGCAUCCAUCUUCGUUCACUCACCACACGCACUCAUGCUGCAGGAUGUGAAGGCCAUAGUGACCCACUCCAUCCACAGUGCCAUCCAUUCUAUAGGAGGGAUUCAGGUCCUCUUCCCUCUCUUUUCACAACUGGACUACAGACAACUCAACGACAGCUCUGUGGACACCAGCGUGUGUGCCACCCUGCUAGCGUUCCUGGUUGAGCUGUUGAAGAGCUCCGUGGCCAUGCAGGAACAGAUGCUGGGAGGAAAAGGAUUCCUGGUGAUCGGGUACCUGCUGGAGAAGUCGUCCAGGGUCCACAUCACCAGAGCGGUGCUGGAACAGUUCUUGUCCUUUGCUAAGUACCUGGACGGGUUAACCCACGGAGCGCCACUCCUCAAACAGCUGUGUGACCACGUCCUCUUCAACGCUGCCAUCUGGAUACACACACCCGCCAAAGUCCAGCUGUCCCUGUACACCUACCUGUCUGCAGAGUUCAUUGGCACGGCGACCAUCUACAGCACCAUCCGUCGUGUCGGUACCGUGCUGCAGCUGAUGCACACGCAGUACUACUACUGGGCCAGCAACCCACUGGAGAGCAGCGGCAUCACACCGAAAGGACUGGAUGGACCGAGGCCGUCCCAGAAGGAGAUCAUCUCUCUCAGAGCCUUCAUGCUGCUGUUCCUCAAACAACUCAUACUCAAGGAUCGGGGAGUGAAGGAAGAUGAGCUACAAAGCAUCCUGAACUACCUGCUCACCAUGCAUGAGGAUGAUAAUAUCCAUGAUGUUCUUCAGUUGUUGGUGGCUCUGAUGUCAGAACACCCAGCCUCCAUGAUCCCAGCCUUCGACCAGAGAAACGGCAUACGGGUGAUCUGUAAACUCCUAGCCUCUAACAGUGAGAACAUCAGAGUCCAGGCUCUCAAAGUCCUGGGAUACUUCCUCAAACACCUCGGACACAAGAGGAAGGUGGAGAUCAUGCACACACACAGCCUGUUCACCCUGCUGGGAGAGAGGCUGAUGAUCCACACCAGCACAGUCAGCGUCACCACCUAUAACACACUCUAUGAGAUUCUGACGGAACAGGUGUGUACCCAGGUAGUCCACAAGCCUCACCCAGAACCUGACUCCACCGUCAAGAUACAGAACCCCAUGAUACUGAAGGUGGUAGCGACCUUGUUGAAGAGCUCUAGUCCCAGUACUGAACUGAUGGAGGUCAAGACACUGUUCCUGUCUGACAUGAUCAAACUGUUCAGCAGCAGCCGAGAGAACAGACGGUGUCUGUUACAGUGUUCAGUGUGGCAGGACUGGAUGUUCAGUCUGGGUUACAUCAACCCCAAGAGCCCAGAGGAACAGAAGAUGAUGGAGAUGGUCUAUAACAUCUUCAGGAUCCUGCUCUACCACGCCAUCAAGUAUGAGUGGGGGGGAUGGAGGGUCUGGGUGGAUACGUUGUCCAUCGCUCACUCCAAGGUAACCUACGAGGCCCAUAAGGAGUACCUGGCUAAGAUGUACGAGGAGUACCAGCGACAGGAGGAGGAGAACAUCAAGAAGGGGAAGAAAGGUUCUGUCUCCACCAUCUCCGGCCUCUCGGCCACGCCCGCCCCCGUCGUCAACGGCAACCUGGAGAUCCGCGAGCUGGACGACCACUCCCAGAGCCAGACCCCCGAGAGUGAGGCCGAGUACGGAGAGGGAGGAGCAGGAGGGGUCUCCAGGAAUCUGCUUGCUGAGGGAGGGGUCGGGUUGGGCGUGAAGGGACCCAACAGAGAGGCAUUGACCCCUGGGGAGGAAGGUCAGGGGUCAGGCGUUAGGGUCGAAGUUCAUGACCUCCUGGUGGAUAUCAAGGCGGAAAAGGUGGAGGCCACAGAGGUCAAACUAGACGACCUGGAUCUGUCUCCAGAAGGGAUGGUCGGAGGAGGAGGAGUGAUGGAGGGACUGGUUAGAGGAGGGAGGAUGGAGGGAUUGGGAGGAGGAGGGAUAGGAGGAGGGAGGAUAGAGAACGGGCCACUGGUGGAGGUGGACUCCCUGCUGGACAGCGCCUACAGUGCCGUGGUGCAGAAGCUGAAAGGGAACCACGGUAACCUGACAUCUAAAGAUGAGACGGUGGUCACGGGGCUUGGCGCCAUAGAGGAUGAUGGGAACAUGGGUCCGCUCAUCACCCUUGCCGACGAGAAAGAUAGUGUCCCUAGCAACAACGGAUUCCUCUUCAGCAAGGUUGAUGAGAAGCUUCUUCCAGCACUGGCCACCACAGACCCUCUGGUUCUGCCCAGCCCGGACCAGCCCAACCCCUUAGGCUCUGGCCCCGUCCUCUCCUCCACCAGCGCCAGCGACGACCUGAGUCUCCUAGCCCACAUGACCUCCUGCAGGGGCUCAGACCUGAACCAAGCCCAGGGAGGGCUCCCCGAGGUCGGGCCCUUCAAGAUCCAGAGCCCCCUGGCUGACAUCAGCUCCAUUGCCCAGAGAGAGAGCCAGGCAGCUGAGAUCCAGGGCUACCCAGGGGGAGAGGGUCCGUCUGGGGCAGAUGGAGAGGUGGCAGGGGGUAAGGCUGGCGGUGACACGGUGAGCACCACGUCUGAUACAGAAAGGUCUGAAGAUGGGAAGGAGAUGAAGAUCCAGACCACGGCCACUACUCAGGCUCUCCACGGUCGUACGGCGGCCCAGUUGGAACGUGACCUGCGUGUGGACCUGGGAUUCAGAGGGAUGCCCAUGACAGAGGAGCAACGACGCCAGUUCAGCCCCGGGCCUCGCACCACCAUGUUCCGUAUCCCAGAGUUCAAGUGGUCGCCCAUGCACCAGCGCCUCCUCACUGACCUGCUGUUCGCCCUGGAGACAGACGUACACGUCUGGAGGAGCCAUUCAACCAAGUCAGUAAUGGACUUUGUGAACAGCAAUGAGAACAUCAUCUUUGUCCACAACACUAUACACCUCAUCUCUCAGAUGGUGGACAACAUCAUUAUCGCCUGUGGAGGGAUCCUCCCUCUGCUCUCUGCAGCCACCUCCCCCUCUGUUGAGUUAGAGAACAUGGAGUUGACCCAGGGCAUGUCUUCAGAGACGGCGGUGUCCUUUCUGUCUCGGCUCAUGGCCAUGGUGGACGUUCUGGUGUUCGCCAGCUCCCUCAACUUCUCUGAGAUAGAGGCUGAGAAGAACAUGUCCUCUGGAGGUCUGAUGAGACAGUGUCUACGACUGGUAUGUUGUGUAGCCGUGAGGAACUGUCUAGAGUGUAGACAGAGACAGAGAGAUAGAGAUAUUGGUUGUCUCUCCAAGUCUAACCUGCCCAGCAGCAAGUCACAGGACAGCCUACAGAGCUCCGCUGCAGCUAGCAAGGAUCCAGACAGACUUCUACAGGACGUUGACAUCAACCGCCUCAGAGCUGUCGUCUUCAGAGACGUGGAUGACAGUAAGCAGGCUCAGUUCCUGGCCCUGGCGGUGGUCUACUUCAUAUCUGUCCUGAUGGUGUCAAAGUACCGGGAUAUCCUGGAACCACAGAGAGAGAUUGGCAGGUCAAGCAGCCUAUCAGGGAGGAGCAUCCGCCACGAGAUCAACUCCCCCACUAGUACAGAGCACCCGUCGUCCUCCUUUUCUGAGGGUGGCCGGGGGGAGAAGCAGACCCCCACCUCCAUGGAGGACUCUCCAUUGGCCUCUUUACCCCACACCGACUCAGGCAUUGGGGAGGAGGGCCAUGGCCCUGGGGGUCUGAAUGGAGCCGAGCUGGGCCUAGGGCUGGGGAUGGCAGGCAGGGAGACGGACAGAGAUAGACACAGAGAGAGGGAUGGAGGCGGAGUGGAUCUACUGUGCACCCUGUCAUCAGAGGUUAGGAGGUCAAGGGAGAGCCUAUUGGAUUCUCCUCAUAACCCUAACUCCGCCUCCAAUCUUGGUCAAGCACCUCCCUCGUCGAUCUCAAGCAUCAGCCAGACUAACAAGGGCAUCAACGUCAAGGAGAUUCUGAAGAGCCUUGUGGCCGCGCCCCUGGACGGUGGGGAGGCGGGACAGGAAGUUGGUCCCACCCCCUACCACCCUGAUCCCGCCCUCAAGACACACCCCAUGCUGCCCAUGCAGUUCCACUCAUUCGACAGGUCUGUGAUGGUGCCAGUCAAGAAGCCCCCUCCCGGCACCCUGUCAGUCAACACUGUGGGCACGCCCACCACCAGCGGCGCGGCCACACCAGGAAGUACACCAAACAUCUUCGCUGCUGCCACGGCAACGCCCAAGAGCAUGAUCAACACCACAGGUGCCACUGACUCUGCCUCUUCUUCCUCUUCUUCUUCCUCAUCCUUCGUCAACGGGGCGACCAGUAAGAACCUACCAGCCGUACAGACAGUGGCUCCCAUGACCGAUGACAACGUUGAGAGCAUGAGUGUCUAUUGUGAGGUGGAGCAGUGUGAGCUGCGCAGCGGUUUGACUCCUCCUGAGCUCAAGCCCUUUAGCUCUCUGGCAGGCUUCCAGACAGCCCCCCGCGAUGCAGGACAGUGUCUUAGUAUCACCACUAAGUUGGAGCGUGCCCUGGAGAAGGUGGCCCCCCUCCUGAGGGAGAUCUUUGUGGACUUUGCUCCGUUCCUCUCUAGGACCCUGUUGGGUAGCCACGGCCAGGAGCUGCUCAUUGAAGGUCUGGUCUGUAUGAAGUCCAGUACUUCAGUAGUAGAGCUGGUCAUGCUGCUCUGUUCUCAGGAGUGGCAGAACUCUAUCCAGAAGAACGCUGGGCUGGCCUUCAUAGAGCUCAUCAAUGAGGGAAGAUUGCUGUGCCAUGCUAUGAAGGACCACAUUGUGCGUGUGGCCAACGAAGCAGAGUUUAUCCUUAACAGACAGAGAGCUGAAGACGUACACAAACACGCUGAGUUUGAGUCUAACUGUGCCCAGUACGCUGCUGACAGGAGGGAGGAGGAGAGGAUGUGUGAUCACCUGAUCAGCGCUGCCAAGCACAGGGACCAUGUGACCGCCAACCAAUUGAAACAGAAGAUACUCAACAUCCUGACCAAUAAGCACGGGGCGUGGGGCACGAUGUCACAGAGCCAAUUACAUGACUUCUGGCGUCUGGAUUACUGGGAGGAUGACCUGAGGAGGAGGCGGAGAUUCGUACGGAACCCCUUUGGCUCCACCCACCCUGACGUGUCACUCAAAGCCCUGGAGGACUAUGGUACUGAGGAGGAGGAAGAGGAGGGUCUAAAGUCUAAGAAAACGUUCCGCAGCCAGUCAGUGGUCAGUCAGAACCCGGAGGCGGAGCUUAUGCUGGAAGGAGAUGACGACGCUGUCAGUCUGCUGCAGGAGAAAGAGAUGGACAACCUGGCAGGCCCUGUGGUGCUCAGUACUCCAGCCCAGCUGGUUUCUCCAGUAGUGGUGGUCCACGGGACUCUCUCCAUCACCACCACAGAGAUCUACUUUGAGGUGGACGAGGACGACCCGGCCUUCAAGAAGAUCCACACCAAGGUCCUGGCCUACUCCGAGGGUCUACAUGGCAAGUGGAUGUUCAGUGAGAUCAGAGCUGUCUUCUCCAGAAGAUACCUGCUCCAGAACACUGGUCUAGAGGUGUUCAUGGCCAACCGCACGUCUGUGAUGUUCAACUUCCCCGACCAGGCUACAGUGAAGAGGGUAGUCUACAGCCUACCCAGGGUGGGAGUAGGAACCAGCUACGGACUGCCUCAGGCCAGGCGUAUCUCCUUGGCGACGCCUCGUCAGCUGUUUAAGUCGUCCAACAUGACCCAGCGCUGGCAGAGGAGGGAGAUCUCCAACUUCGAGUAUCUCAUGUUCCUCAACACCAUCGCAGGGAGGACUUACAAUGAUCUGAACCAGUACCCAGUGUUUCCUUGGGUUCUCACUAACUAUGAGUCAGAGGAGCUGGACCUCACUCUGCCCGGCAACUUCAGAGACCUAUCCAAGCCAAUCGGAGCGUUGAACCCGAAGCGAGCUGUGUUUUAUGCAGAACGCUAUGAUACCUGGGAGGAGGAUGGAACGCCUCCGCAUCACUACGGCUCCCUCUACUCUACCGCUAACACCACACUGCUCUGGAUGCUGCGGAUAGAGCCCUUUACCACGUUCUUCCUGAAUGCCAAUGAGAACCAGUUUGACCACCCUGACAGAGCCUUCUCUGGCAUCGCACGGGCAUGGAGGGACUGCCAACGAGACACCGCUGACGUCAAGGAGUUGAUCCCAGAGUUCUACUACCUUCCAGAGAUGUUUGUUAACAGUAGUGGUUUUGAGCUGGGACAGAGAGAGGACGGGACUCCUGUGUCUGACAUAGAACUGCCAGCCUGGGCCAAGAAACCUGAGGACUUUGUACGCAUCAACCGCAUGGCGUUGGAGAGUGAGUUUGUGUCGUGCCAGCUGCACCAGUGGAUAGAUCUGAUAUUUGGUUAUAAGCAGCGAGGGCCCGAGGCUGUACGAGCUCUCAAUGUCUUCCAUUUCCUGUCCUACGAGGGCUCCGUCACUUUGGAUACCAUCACCGACCCCGCACAGCGGGAGUUGAUGGAGACCCAGAUCCAGACAUGUGGUCAGACUCCAUCCCAGCUGCUGAUCGAGCCACACCCCCCUCGCUCCUCUGCCAUGCACCUGUGUUUUCUUCCUCAGAGUCCUCUGAUGUUUAAGGACCAGAUGCAGCAGGAUGUGAUCAUGGUGCUGAAGUUCCCCUCCAACUCCCCUGUGACCCACGUAGCAGCCAACACCCUGCCCCACCUCUCUGUCCCUGCUGCUGUCACCGUCACCUGCAGCAGACUGUUCGCUGUCAACCGUUGGCACAACACCGUCGGUCUGCGGGGCGCUCCAGGUUACUCCCUAGAACAGGCUCAUCACCUGCCCAUAGAGAUGGACCCUCUCAUUGCCAACAACUCAGGUGUGAGUAAGCGUCAGAUCACAGACCUGGUGGACCAGAGCAUCCAGAUCAACACACACUGCUUCGUGGUUACCGCCGACAACCGCUACAUCCUGGUGUGUGGCUUCUGGGACAAGAGCUUCAGAGUCUACUCUACCGAGACAGGUAAACUGACCCAGAUAGUGUUUGGCCACUGGGACGUAGUGACGUGCCUGGCCCGGUCAGAGAGCUACAUCGGGGGGGACUGUUACAUCGUGUCGGGGUCCAGAGACGCUACCCUGCUGCUGUGGUACUGGAGCGGACGCCAUCACAUCAUUGGAGACAACCCCAACAACAGUGACUACCCUGCUCCUAGAGCUGUGCUGACGGGUCAUGACCAUGAGGUGGUGUGUGUGUCCGUCUGCGCUGAGCUGGGACUGGUCAUCAGUGGGGCCAAAGAGGGUCCAUGUCUGGUCCAUACUAUAACAGGGGAUCUGCUGCGGGCCCUGGAGGGCCCAGAGUUGUGCCUGAGGCCCCGCCUCAUCUCUGUGUCCAGCGAGGGCCACUGUAUCAUCUGUUAUGAGAGAGGACGCUUCUGUAACUUCAGCAUCAACGGGAAACUACUGGCUCAGAUGGAGGUCAACGACUCUACACGGGCGAUCCUGUUGAGUAGUGACGGUCAGAACCUGGUGACAGGAGGAGACAACGGGGUGGUGGAGGUGUGGCAGGCCUGUGACUUCAAACAGCUCUACAUCUACCCAGGCUGUGACGCUGGCAUCCGCGCCAUGGACCUCUCUCACGACCAGAGGACUCUGAUCACUGGCAUGGCGUCUGGCAGCAUCGUAGCUUUCAACAUCGACUUCAACCGCUGGCACUACGAACACCAGAACAGGUACUGAGGAGAGGAGGAUGAAGAGGAGGAUGAAGAGGAGGAGGAGAGGAGGAUGAAGAGGAGGAGAGGAGGAUGAAGA
Molecule: messenger RNA, 9478 nt
Organism: Oncorhynchus tshawytscha (Chinook salmon)
Lineage: Eukaryota; Metazoa; Chordata; Actinopteri; Salmoniformes; Salmonidae
Product: neurobeachin a
Biological process (GO): intracellular protein localization
Cellular component (GO): cytosol; membrane
Molecular function (GO): protein kinase binding
Source: RefSeq, a predicted model, not a curated record